AUGUGGAGGCCGGGCCAAUGGUCCACGCCAACUGGCAAUACCCCCACGAACUCCCCCCCUCCUGGCGCCCUCCCGUACCACCACCAACAAAGCCCCCUCUUCAACAAUAGGCCCUACAGUCCCAGUCCUCUACCCGGGGGUAUCGGAACCAGCGGCCGGAGAGCGCAGCUCACGCCUCGCGCAUCGUCACUGAGUCUCGCCUCCAACACCGCAUCCGCGACGGGUUCACCCGCCUCGCUGCGCGGUCAGCAUAAUGUUAGUAGUGGUAGCGGUGGAGCAGGAAAGAGGGCUGUCUCUGGAGGGCCCCGGCCGGCCGGGGUGCGGCAUCCCCUGGAUGUCCUGGAGGAGAUUCUGGAUGCGCAGGUUAAGCCUUUGGUUGAAGAGGAGGAGGAUGUGAUUGGGAAUGGGAGCUCAUGGGAGCCGGAGGUAGAGGAUGCGGAAGGGAUUGAAUUUGGAGAGGGGGGGUUGGAAGAGUUCUUGAAGUGUGAGGAGGGGAGAGAGGUUCAGGCGAGGGAGAUUAAGAGUAGGGCUAGGGCUUAUAGUGCUCAUUCUAUUGAUGAAUGUUGGUUUUCACCCCUAGAUUCGAUUGGAUUCGAUUGGAGAGAAGAUGUAAAGGCUAAGAGUGAAUGAACAGAUGAGAGAGAGAAGGGCAAGUUUCAGGAUUUGCAUCGGUCGAUUAAAUCUUGCGAUGAGGUGCUUAAGUCUGUCGAGUCGUAUUUGUAUUCUUUUCAGACGGAUUUGGGGGUUGUUAGUGCGGAGAUUGAGACAUUGCAGGAUCGAUCGACGAUGCUGAAUAAGAGGCUUGAGAAUCGGAGGGUGGGUUCCGUUAUCUUUUCUAAGAGGGAAGAAGACCUGAGCUAAUUGGGGGGACUAUAGGGCGUUGAGAAGCUUCUUGGGCCCGUCGUUGAAGCUGUUGCGCUGUCACCAAAUGUUGUUAAGAGGAUUAUCGACGGGGAUGUCAAUGAUAGUUGGGUGAGGAGUUUACAGGAGGUGGAUACUAAAAUGAAAGCUAUUGCUGCAUUGGAUUCUACGAAGGUUAAAGCUACUAAGGAUGUUAAGCCUGAGCUGGAUCGUCUUGAACACAAGGUACGUCACAGUCGAUUUUUCAGGGCCGGGUGCUGAUUUGUGAGCUAGGCUAUAGAGAGGGUUAGGGAUUUCUUUGUUGCGAGGAUUAAGGCUAUUAGAGUUCCUGGUGCCAAUGCUCAGGUUAUACAGCAGUCUGGAUUCCUGAGGUACAAAGCGUUAUUCCAGUUCAUGGCCAAUCACCAUGUUCAAUUGGCCGAUGAGAUUGGUCAGGCUUAUAUCAAUACAAUGAGAUGGUAUUACCUGAGCCAUUUCACACGGUAUCAUAGGUCUCUCGAGAAAUUAAGGCUUCAUGUGAUGGACAAGCACGAUGUUGUAGGCCAAGAGGAGCCCGCAAGAAGGAGUAUGCCUCUCACCCACGCCAGAUCGAAUACCCAAACUAACAUUCUAGACAACCUCAUCCCAUCUCUUAAAUCCUCCGCACACCCUUCCUACGACGCAUUCAAUAUCGGCCGACGGAUAGACACCCUAAAAAACCGCACGGCGCCGAUACUCACAGCAAGCCAGGCUGAAGAAGACCGCACACCCCACUACCCCGAAAUACCAUUCCGCCAUUUCAACACCGCCCUCAUAGAAAACGUCUCGUCGGAAUACUCUUUCAUUACCGAAUUCUUUUCGCACAAAACCUACGACCAAGCCUCGACAGUGUUCCACCAAAUCUUCGACCCAACCUUCGCCCUCGGCCGGACCUUCACGAAGUCCCUCAUUGACUCCACCCUCGACUGCCUUGGCGUUUUGCUCUGCGUGAGACUGAACCAAUACUCCGCCUUCGAGAUGCAAAAACGCCGAAUCCCCGCUGCAGACGCGUACAUCAACGCAACGAACAUGCUCCUCUGGCCACGGUUCCAAAUAAUCAUGGAUGCCCACUGCGAGUCUCUCCGCCGUUCCACCACUUCAACAUCCGGCCGUGGUGGUGUCGGUGUGGGUGGGGGACCAUCAACCAAACAACAAAGCACAGCCCCGCAUUUCCUCACCCAGCGAUUUUCCGGUUUCAUGAAUGGGAUACUUACACUCAGCGCUGAAGCGGGGGAUGACGAACCGGUCGCGAAUAGUCUCGGUAGGCUGAGGAGUGAUUUUGAAGCAUUCCUGACCAAGUUGAGUGCUGCGGUUACCGAUGCUAAGAAGAGGGAGAGGUUUUUGUUUAAUAAUUAUUCUUUGGUGUUGGCUGUUAUUGGGGUUUGUUACUUGUUCCCUCCUGCUUGGUUGGCUGACUGACUGACGGGUGGGUCUUCUGGAUAGGAUACUGAAGGGAAAAUGGCUUCAGAGCAGAAGGCGCAUUUCGAGAUGUUGAAGAAGGCGUUUGGGAGUGGGGGUGGGAGUUGAAAAGUUAAACUUGUGAGCGAUGGAUUGUGCCGCGAAUGGAUUAUUUACUAUGGAACGAAUGUUUAAGAGGCUUGUUCGUCAGCUAGCUAUCAUAGCUGGCUGGUUGGGAAGCUGGAGCGUUGGGCAUUGGUUUAUGUGCCUUUGUAAAAUCCCAUCCUUUUUUGUUUUGCGCUUUUUUCAUUGGGAAAUAAUAUUAUAGAAUCACGGUUUUUAGUUUG
Messenger RNA from Tuber aestivum (summer truffle), 2624 nucleotides. Lineage: Eukaryota; Fungi; Ascomycota; Pezizomycetes; Pezizales; Tuberaceae. The record is from the annotation of a GenBank genome assembly.